Molecule: messenger RNA, 718 nt
Organism: Hypanus sabinus (Atlantic stingray)
Lineage: Eukaryota; Metazoa; Chordata; Chondrichthyes; Myliobatiformes; Dasyatidae
Product: zinc finger protein 420-like
Exons: 3
Coding region: 1-651 (216 amino acids)
Biological process (GO): regulation of transcription by RNA polymerase II
Molecular function (GO): DNA-binding transcription factor activity, RNA polymerase II-specific; RNA polymerase II cis-regulatory region sequence-specific DNA binding
Source: RefSeq, a predicted model, not a curated record
AUGUCGGUCGGCAUGGAGAUAUUGGGCCGAAGGACCCGUUUCUGUGCUCCAUCAUUCUUGGACUCUGCUCAUCGCUGCUGCAUCCGUGAACGUGAAGAGAUUAAUGUGAGCAUGCGCUACUCAUUAAAAAAAUUCGCCGGCGCUGAAGCAUCGGUCAUAUGCGCAGGCGUGAAGGUUGUGACGGUGGCGAAUUUUACGCAUGCGUGCAGUUCACAAAAGGUCUCGGGAGCCCGGCAGCUGGAUCGGACGCAGGUUAUAAAUUGGAAGGAAUUUGUCUCCAGGAAUCUCAAACAUGACAUGCCAGUUUUGCUGUCUCUGUCUGGAUAUUUAAGAAGUGGAGCGAGGGAUUCAAUCGACCAUCCUUCCUGCUCAGACUGUGGGGAGGGAUUCACUCGGGCAUUUGACCAACUGACAAGCCCGUCAUUUUACACAGGAAAAAGGCCGCUCACCUGCUCAGACAGUGGGAGUGGAUUCACUCGGUCAUCUCAACUGAAGGUAAGUUCACACUGGGCAAGGCCAUUCAGCUGUUCUGUGUGUGAGAAAGGAUUCCGUCAGUCUUCCCACCUGUGGACACAAUAUUCAGUUCACACCAGGCAGAGGCUGUCAUCUGCUGAAUUUCUGGGAAAGGAUGCACUCAGUCAUCUGACCUAAUGGCACAGCAGUGAGUUUGCACUGGGGAAAAGCCGUUCACUUGCUCAGUCUUUGGGACGGGAUUCAC